Musa acuminata subsp. malaccensis (wild Malaysian banana) is the source of this 678-nucleotide messenger RNA. Its product is annotated as protein HVA22. NCBI's taxonomy places the organism in Eukaryota, Viridiplantae, Streptophyta, Magnoliopsida, Zingiberales, Musaceae. The record is from RefSeq and is a predicted model, not a curated record.
UUCCCCAAUAACAGAAGCUUCAUCUCCUCUCCAUAGAUCAGCCCAUGGGUCAUUUGUGGACUGUUGUCACGCAUCUCCACUCCUUGGCUGGGCCAACCAUUACACUGGUCUACCCAUUGUACGCGUCGAUUCAGGCCCUCGAGAGCCCGUCGAAGCUUGACGAUGAGCAAUGGCUAGUCUACUGGAUUCUGUACUCCUUCCUCACUCUCUUGGAGAUGGCCGCUGAGUCCAUCUUGUACUGGGUACCUGUCUGGUAUCAGAUCAAGUUGGUAUUGGUGGCUUGGUUGGUGCUCCCACAGUUCAGGGGUGCUGCCUUUGUGUAUGACAACUUUGUAAGGCAACGAUUAAGGAAGUGUGAGGAGGGCAAAGCUGCAGAUUGCAGUUCUUCCUCUCCCAAGGACAAGAACAUGAGCAGCAAGAGAAGUGGAGCCUCCAAGGACAAGGAUAACGACAAGAAUAAAUUUGCACCAUUUGUUACCCUGAAGAAGGCAAACAUUAAUUGAUCCUUUGGGUGCUUGUCUAUGGACCUAAUUAUCAGCUGUAGAACAAAUAUUUCCUCUUUUGUUGCUGUUCAGUGGUAGAUUGCCUUCUCCAUAGGAAAUACUGUGUAUAGUCAACCUUGUCACACAAUGUUUUAUGUAUUGAGUUGUACCAAAGUUUUCUUUCAAGAAUGAUGUU